AUGACCAAUCACUACAACGAGGAGCACUCUACAGUGCCCCUUUUGCAGCAUGGGAAACAAGUAAGCCUAGAUUUCUAUGGAAAUCGCGCGCUGCCUUUGCGAACAGGGGGUGCUCGCUCCACUUUCCCAGUGCUUCUUUUCAAUUGCCUCGCGGUUCUCUCGCUCUAUGGCGUCUCUUACAACUUGGUCCUGUUCAUGGUCUCCAAGCUCGGCCUUUCCAACGCGGCCGCGUCGAGCCAAGUUAGCAUCUGGACGGGCGUUCAUGAUUUCUCCCCGCUGCUCGUCGCGUACAUCUCCGAUUCCUACCUGGGGACAUUCGUGACAACUCUGGCCGGUUCUUUCGUUUUCUUUGGCGGACUAGCUCUGCUCUCACUCGCGGUCCUGUUCCUCGAGCACCAGGACUCGCCAAGUCUCGCCGUAACUUGGCUCUUCUUCGUGGCGCUCUACGUGGUUGCUCUGUCCAAGGGAUUCGUAGCGUCGCUGCUGGCAUUUGGAGCCGGGCAAUUCGAUGAGGAGGAUCCGGUCGAGGCCGCGUCCAAGAGCUCCUACUUCAGCUGGUACUACUUUUGCUCCUCCAUGGGUCUUCUCCUGGCGGUGCUGGGGGUGGUGUAUAUCGAAGAUCGGAUGGGAUUUAGCACCGCUCUCUUCGUUUGCGGGGGUGCCAUCCUCCUCGGGAUUGCGGUCUUUUGCGGAGCUGCCAAGCUCUAUAGAUACGAUUGCAUCUUGACCGGAAACCCCUUUGCCAAGCUCUUGCACAAGGACUCCAGAUCCAGCUUGGCGGGAAUUCUCUGGGUGUGGCUGGGAUCGGUGGUGUACGAGACCAUGAAAGCUCAAACGUUCUCGCUCUUCGUCGAGCAGGCCGCGCUCAUGGACACCAAAGUUGGCGGCUUUCGUAUCCCGCCAGCUUCGCUCAACUCGUUUGAUCCAAUCAGCUUCCUGGUGUGGACGCUUGUCUAUGAUCGAGUCUUGGUCCCAGUGAUGCGUCGAGCGACUGGGAAUUCGCGGGGUUUCACGUUCUUCCAGAGGAUGGGAGCUGGGCUUGUGGCGAUGACCGCGGCCAUGGCGUGCGCGGCUGUGCUGGAAACAGAGCGUCUCGCGAAUUUCCAUCGCCAGCGAGGGACCAUCGUUUUGUGGCAAAUCCCCCAGUUUGUGCUCAUCGGCGGCUCCAAGGUGUUCUACUACGUGGGAUUGGUGGAGUUUAUCUAUGAGCGAGCUCCCGAGAAUCUGAGAACCCUGGGCGUGGGCAUGGUGUUCUUCGCAUCGUCAGUGGGGUGUUUUCUCUCGGGAUUUCUCGUGAGCAUCACGUCGAGAAUCACUGGCGAGCGAGGGUGGAUCCCGCGGAACCUCAAUGAUGGGCAUUUGGAUUACUUCUUUUGGUUGCUUGCCGCUCUGGGCAGCGCAAACUGGCUCUUCUUCUUGGCCUAUACAAACUUGAACGACUGGUCCAAAAGGAAACUAUAG
Molecule: messenger RNA, 1461 nt
Organism: Selaginella moellendorffii
Lineage: Eukaryota; Viridiplantae; Streptophyta; Lycopodiopsida; Selaginellales; Selaginellaceae
Product: protein NRT1/ PTR FAMILY 8.1
Exons: 1
Coding region: 1-1461 (486 amino acids)
Biological process (GO): transmembrane transport
Cellular component (GO): membrane
Molecular function (GO): transmembrane transporter activity
Source: RefSeq, a predicted model, not a curated record